Molecule: messenger RNA, 858 nt
Organism: Mesoplodon densirostris (Blainville's beaked whale)
Lineage: Eukaryota; Metazoa; Chordata; Mammalia; Artiodactyla; Ziphiidae
Product: RNA-binding motif protein, X chromosome-like
Exons: 8
Biological process (GO): positive regulation of mRNA splicing, via spliceosome
Cellular component (GO): spliceosomal complex
Molecular function (GO): RNA binding
Source: RefSeq, a predicted model, not a curated record
AUGGCGGAAGCAGAUCAGGCUGGGAAACUGUUCAUAGGAGGCCUCCAUGCUGACACCAAUGAAAAUUCUCUUGAAGUGGUAUUUGGGAAAUAUGGUCACAUUAUGGAAGUUAUGUUGAUGAAGGAUCAGAAGAAAAACAAGUCUAGAGGCUUUGCUUUUAUUACUUUUGAGAAUCCUGCAGAUACAAAGGAUGCUGUCCAAGAUAUGAAUGGAAAAUCUUUGGAUGGAAAGGCAAUUAAAGUAGAGCAAGCCAACAAACCAUCUUUUGAAAGCGGUGGUACACAGAGACCACAACCUCCUGCAAGAAACAGGGGAAAUGGAAGAGGAGGAAAUGGAAGAGGAGGAAGUGGGAGCGCAAGAGAGCAUCCCUCACCUGGAGGACACCUGGGUCGUUGUGGGCAUACUCCUAGUCCCAACGCGAAUUCUUCCAGGGGAGCCUUUCCAGUUAAAAGAGGACCAUCUUCGAGAAGUGGAGGUCCUCCUCCUAAGAGAUGUGCUCAGAGACGAAGCAGCAGUGGGGUGGGAAGACAAGGUUCAGUAUCACAUGGAAGAGAAAAUUAUGGAGGUCCUCCUCGUAGAGAGCCAGUCUCUUUUCAGAGAGUUGGCUAUAUGUCACAAAGAGAUGGUGGUUAUGCUACUAGAGACAGUUAUUCACGGAGAAAUUAUCCAAGCUUCCGAGCCAGCAAGGAUUAUAUUCCGCCACGUAGAGUCUAUGCACACGGUUAUUAUGGACAUUCAAGUUCUCGGAUUGAUCAUCCCUCUAGAGGAUAUAGUGAUCGUGAUGGCUAUGGUGGAAAUCCUGAUACAGAUUAUUCUGCAUAUCGAAGUGGAAGCUCUUACAGGGAUUCAUAUGGGAGU